Synchiropus splendidus (mandarinfish) is the source of this 13106-nucleotide messenger RNA. RefSeq names its product dystrophin (gene dmd). Gene Ontology annotation, molecular function: protein binding; zinc ion binding. The coding region runs from base 113 to 11038 and encodes 3641 amino acids. Gene Ontology annotation, biological process: synaptic signaling. The record is from RefSeq and is a predicted model, not a curated record. Lineage: Eukaryota; Metazoa; Chordata; Actinopteri; Syngnathiformes; Callionymidae. Gene Ontology annotation, cellular component: plasma membrane. The transcript has 86 exons.
UCUCCCUGUCGCUUCUGGCUCUGGAGACCCUGGUGCGGAUCCUUGACCCCCGGCCGCCGACUCUUCCUGUUGGAUUAAAGCCGCCGUGUGAGUGACAGUUGACUGGUGACCGAUGGCGGAGGGUGUGCGCCCCGAGGACUUCUGCGACGAGCUGGUGGAGGACGAGUUUGGGGAGAUCAUCAAGUGCCGCUCCGAUGAAAGAGAAGAUGUACAGAAGAAGACUUUCACAAAAUGGGUAAACUCACAGCUGGCUAAGACUGCAAAGCCACCUGUGGAGGAUCUGUUCUCAGACCUGUGUGAUGGACGACGGCUGCUGGAGCUGUUGGAGGGUCUAGUGGGUCACGACCUGGUGAGGUUGGAACGGGGGUUCACGCGAGUCCACUCACUCAACAAUGUCAACAGAGCUCUGCAGAUCCUGCAGAAGAACAACGUGGAAUUGGUGAAUAUCGGUGCAGCAGACAUUGUUGAUGGAAACCACAAACUGAUCCUUGGGCUCAUCUGGAGCAUCAUUCUCCACUGGCAGGUAAAGGAUGUGAUGAAGGAUGUGAUGGCGGGCCUACAGCAGACGAACAGUGAGAAGAUUCUGCUGAGUUGGGUUCGUCAGAACACUCGCCAGUAUCCUCAGGUCAACGUGGUUAACUUCUCCAGUAGCUGGAAUGAUGGAUUGGCCUUCAAUGCCCUCAUCCACAGCCACAGACCUGAGCUGUUUGAGUGGAGCUCGGUGGAGGCGAAGACGUCGGCGAUCGACAGACUGGAACAUGCUUUUAGCAAGGCGGAGCAGCACCUGGGGAUCGAGAGACUGUUGGAUCCUGAAGAUGUGGCUGUGCCUCAUCCAGACAAGAAGAGCGUCAUCAUGUACGUGACGUCGCUCUUCCAGGUGCUCCCCCAGAGCGUUUCUAUGGAGGCCAUCCAGGAAGUGGAGACGCUCCCACGGGCGGCUGCAGGCAACGUCACGCGAGUGACUGCUGAGGAGCACUACCAGAUCCAGACCCAGCAACGCUACUCACAGCAGAUCACAGUGAGCGUGGCUCAGGGGCGAGUGCGGAGCCCCUCCCCUCAGCCUCGCUAUAAAAGCUAUGCCUACACCCAAGCUGCGUAUGUCAAGUCGCCUGAGCAAAAGAGGAGGCGGUUUACUGAGCAGUUCCUGAGCCCGGGUCAGGAGGAGCUGCAGCGAGGCCUCAGUCCGCUACCACCAGGGUCCACCAGUCUGGAGAGCUACCAAGCUGCACUGGAAGAGGUGUUGACAUGGCUCCUGUCUGCGGAAGAUGGACUGCAGGCUCAGCCACCUAUUUCUAACCAAGUAGAGGAGGUGAAGGAGCAGUUCCACACUCAUGAGGGCUACAUGGUGGAGCUCACCACCCAUCAGGGGAGCGUUGGACGGGUGCUGCGGGCCGGCGCCGCCCUGCUGGCUGAGGGGAACCUGACUGAUGACGAGGACUCUGAAGUCAGAGAGCAGAUGAACUUGUUGAACUCCAGAUGGGAACAUUUAAGAGUGGCAAGCAUGGAAAGGCAGAGCAGACUCCACGAGGUUCUCAUGAACCUGCAGCACCAGCAGUUGCAGCAGCUCACCGACUGGCUGGAUGUGACUGAAGCACGGAUCAAGAGGAUGGGCGACCAGCCUUUGGGUCCGGACCUGGAGAACAUCAAGCAUCAGGUGGAGGAGCACAAGUUACUACAGGAGGACCUGGAGUUGGAGCAAGUAAGAGUGAACUCUCUGACCCACAUGGUGGUGGUAGUGGAUGAGAACAGCGGAGACAGCGCCACUGCUGCCUUGGAAAGUAAACUUCAGGUGCUAGGUGACCGCUGGGCAGCCAUUUGUCGAUGGACAGAAGAACGCUGGAUUUUGCUCCAAGAGAUUUUACUAAAAUGGCAGCACUUCACAAACGAACAGUGCUUGUUUGACUCCUGGCUGACACAAAAAGAAGAACAAGUUCGCUCACUCAAGACCUCCAACCCGAAGGAUCAAGUGGAGACAGCGGCAUGUCUCCGUCGUCUUGCGACUAUCAAGACAGAGCUGGAGGUGAAGCGUCCCACCAUGGACAAGCUUUGCUCCAUGAGUCAGGACCUGCUGUCCAGUGUCAAAAACAAGGAAAUGGCCAGCAAACUGGAAGCAAGACUGGACAGCUUUGCUCAGCGUUGGGACAAACUGGUUCAGAGUCUGGAAAUGAGCAGCUCCCAGCUCUCAACUGCUGUCAGCGUGACCCAACAGUCCGAGGUGACCCACUCGGUGGCGGCGACUGUCACCAAGGUGACUGCCAGAGAGAAGGUGUCAUCUGUGCGCCAGAUGCGCGAGUCCCCACCACCACAGAAGAAGAGGCAGGCGGUGGUUGAUUCUGAACUCAGGAAGAGUUUCAUGCACCCGUUUCUGCUCACUUAUCUCAGCAGGUUUGACGUGGACUUCACCGAGGUCCACAGCUACAUGACCCGUGGCGAGGCCAUCUUGCAGAGUCCAGAGUUCUCCGUGUCACGAAAAGAUGGCAGCAUUCAGGACCUGCACGACAAAGUCCAGGCGAUUGAAAGAGAGCGGCCGGAGAAAUACCGAAAGCUUCAGGAGGCAACACGCACAGCGCAGACUCUCGUCGAGCAGGAGGGGAGUCGUGCCGAUGACAUUGCGCAAGCAGCAGAGCAGCUGAACCAGCGAUGGGUGGGUUUCUGUGCCCUUUUGGCUGACAGACUGGCGUGGCUGGCCUACCAGACAAAGGUUCUGGCCUUUUACAACUUGUACGAACAGUGCGAGCAGGCGGUAGAAAACAGUGAAAACUGGCUCAAAGUCCAGCAGCCACCAGCUUCGGAACCAGAACCUCUCAAAGUACAGCUGGAGAGAUGUCGGGAGGAGGUGAUCCGUCUGGCCUCCCUGCAGCCCCAGGUGGAUCUUCUGGAGAAGAGGCUGAAAGAGCUGAAGGAGGCCAAGGAGGGAGACGAGGACCCGACAGCCUUCCUGGAUGCAGACAUCGACGCCUUUAAGGAACAUUACAACAAGGUUCUGGAGGAUCUGAGGGCGAGAGAGAAACAGCUUCAGCUGGUGCUGGAGAGUUUGCCUCCUGCGCGAUACAAGGAGACCAUCUCGACACUAUUGGCAUGGUUACAGCAGUGUGAGGCCAAGCUGGCGGUGCCGUCCACGGCCGUUACCGAGUAUCCAGUCAUGGAGCAGAGGCUGAAGGACGUCCAGGCUCUCCAGGCGGCUCUGGCUGACCACCAGGGAGAGGUGGACUAUCUCACGUCGGCUGUGGAGCAGGUCUUCCAGAAGGCUCCUCCUGACAUCAGCCAGAAGUAUCGCACAGAAAUGGACAAUGUCAUGGCCCGCUGGAGGAGACUGAGCAGCACGCUGGCAGAAAGUAUUCAGCGGAUCCAGGAGCUCAUGGCCAAGCUGCUGCAGUUUGAGAAUGAUGUGAAGACCCUGAAGAAGUGGAUGGCCGACGUUGAUGUCUUCCUGAAUGAGGAAUGGCCAGCGCUGGGGGACUCGGAAGCCUUGGAGAAACAGCUAGAACAAUGCACGGCCCUGGUCAAUGACAUCCACACCAUCCAGCCCAGUGUCAACGGCAUCAAUGAGGUGGGACUGUACCUCAAGAAAGAAGCUGAGCCUCCAUUUGCUGUCCACAUCCAGAAAGAGCUGGAUGAGCUCAACGCCCAGUGGGAAAACAUCUGCAAGCAGGCCUAUGCGAAGAAGUCAGCCUUGAAAGGAGGCUUGGACAAGACCAUGGCUCUGAGAAAGGAGAUGCAAGAGAUGCAGGAGUGGAUCAACCAGGCCGAGGAAGACUACCUGGAGAGAGACUUCACCUAUAAGACACCGGAGGAGCUUCGCAAGGCUGUGGAGGAGCUCAAGAGAGCCCAGGAAGAAGUACACUCCAAGGAGUUAAAGGUCAAACUCCUGACCGACAGUGUCAACAGUUUCAUCGCCAAAGCUCCGCCCACUGCCCACGAUGCCUUGCGCUCAGAGCUGGACGUGCUGACCGCCAAUUAUCAGCGUUUGUGUAGCCGCCUGGACGGGAAGUGUAAAACUUUGGAGGAGGUCUGGGCCUGCUGGUGUGAGCUGCUCUCCUACCUGGAGCAAGAAAAUGCCUUCCUGGACCAGCUGGAGCAGAAACUAGACGAGACGGAAAAUCUUGAAGGAAGCGCUGAGGAGCUGCAAGAGGCGCUGGAUGGGCUCGAGGUUCUGUUGCGCCACCCGGAGGACAACAGGAACCAGAUUCGGGAGCUUGCUCAGACUUUGAUGGACGGAGGUGUUCUGGACGAACUGAUCCAGCAGAAGCUCGACGCCUUCAACACACGGUGGGAUGAGCUCAUGGCGCGGGCGGGGCUGAGGCAGAAGGAGCUGGUGAAGAGUGUCCAGUGGGCCAGGGACAAUGACAGGACUCUGAGAGACAUCCAGGACUCUCUGCUCAAUACUGACCGCCACCUCAGCACAUACCUGGCCGACCAUAUUGAUGCCCAGCAGCUGCCACAGGAGGCUCAGAAAAUCCAAUCGGAGCUGAGUGGACAUGAUGCCACUCUGGAGGAGAUGAGGAAGAAGAACCAGGACAAGGAGUCAUCCAAGAGCAUCAUGGGACAAAUAGAUGUCACCCAGAAAUUAUUGACGGACGUGUGGACCAAGUUCAGACUGUUCCAGAAGCCGGCAAACUUUGACGCACGGCUGGCUGAGUGUGAGCGUGUCUUAGCAGGGGUCAAGGGUCAAGUUGGUGUGCUGGACAUACGCAGCGUGGAACAAGACGUGGUGCAGUCUCAGCUGGAGCAGUGCAUGAAGUUGUACAAGGUGCUGAGCGAAGUGAAGGGGGAGGUGGAGACGGUGAUCAAAACGGGUCGACAGAUUGUGCAGAAGCAGCAGACUGAGCAGCCGAAGGAACUGGACGACCGAGUGACAGCUCUGAAAUUACUCUACAAUCAGCUGGGAGCCCAGAUAACAGAGAGCAAGUUGGAGCUGGAGAAGAGCUUAAAGUUGUCAAGGAAGCUUCGGAAAGAGUUGAACGGACUCACCGAGUGGCUCGCUGCCACCGACGCCGAGCUCACCAGGCGCUCCGCCGUGGACGGGAUGCCCAGCGACCUUAGGGCUGAAGUCACGUGGGCUAAGUCCGUCCACGUGGAGACGGAGAGGCGGCAGCCGCAGCUCCAGUCCGUGGUGGAUCUGGCCGCUGCCCUCAAGGUCGUGCUCCGGGGCCACGGCGGCAUCGUGGACGACAAAGUCAGCCUGCUGCACUGCAACUGGAUCGCCGUCACAUCCAGAGCCGAGGAGUGGCUCAACCUGCUCCUGGACUACCAGCAGCAGAUGCAGAAGUUGGAUGGAGAGAUAGAGGAAGUGAACGGAUGGAUCAGUGGAGCAGAAGGAAAGAUGGAGGAGAUGGACAGCCAGGGUCCGAAUGACGCUGUGCUGAAGGUGCUGCGUGCAGAGCUGGAGAUGAUGAAGGGAAAGAUGGGGGAGGUCCGAGCUUUGGCCCAGGAGCUCAUGGCCACUAGGGGGGAGAACUGCCAGGCUCAGGUGGGACCGAAGGUGGAGCAGCUGAGCCAGAGAUUUGACACCAUCGCACAGCGCAUCAGCUCUGGACUGACGGCAGCGACUGCCAAGGAGCUGGAUCAGUACCACAGCGAGGCGCAGAUUUGGCUCAAUCUGCUGGAGGAUGAGGUGAAACAGGGGGAGAACCUGAAGGAGGAGGACUUCCAGGAGGACAAGAACUUUGAAGAAGGUGCUGUGAAUGAGCUGCUGACGAGAGGAGAGAAUCUACAGAAGAGGACCACAGAUCAGGACAAGAGGGAGCAGAUUAGACUGAAACACAACCAGCUUAGCAGCAAGUACACCACCGUGAAGGAUCUGCGUGUCCUGAGGAACAGGAAGGCGCUGGCCAUCGCCCCUCAGUGGUACCAGUACCGGAGGAGGUCACAUGACCUGCUGGCCUGGCUUGAUGACAUCCAGCGCAGUGUUGACCAACUGCCUGACCCUCCUGAGGGGGAACGGGUCAAGGAAAUUGGCUCAGAGUUCGACAAGAAGAAGGAAGAGCUUAAGGAGGUGCAGGGUUUAGCCAAUCUGCUCUCUGAAGCGGGAGCCGCCAGUCUAGUGGAGCCCCGUCAACUCCAGCUCAAGACACGCUGGGUUGAGGUGGAGGGCAAGUUCAUACCCUUCAAAAGACAAUGUUGUCCCGACCUGCCCAUCACUGAUGAUGAAUAUCUCACGGAGCUGCAGGCGCUGCUGCGUUCGGUGUCGGAGACAGACUUCAAGUUGAACUCUCCAGAAUACUGGCCUGCAGCAUAUUAUAACCUGCCUCAGCAGGAGAAGUGCCUGAAGGAGGUAAAGGAGAGUAUUGACAAGCUCCGAGACCCUGUGGCGGAGGUGUUGAGCCGCAAGGAUGAGAUGGUCGCCAGUGCCCGUCCCCUGGAGGGUCAGAGGAUCCAAGAGUCUGCAACCCUGCUCAAAACCAACUGGGAGAAGCUCAAUAGGCUGCACCAGGACAGGCUGAAGCGCUGGCAGGAUUGCUACACCAAGUGGCAGAAGUUUGUUUCGGAUCAGAAGGUGGUGGACGAUUGGCUGAACGACGGGGAGAGCUCUCUGAAACUGGCCGAGAGCGAGCCGGAAGCGCACAGGCAGCACCUCAGGGACCUGACCGAGGCCAUCCCCAUGAAGGAAGUCGUGUUGGGCCGAGUUAAUUCUGCCGGGGAGGACAUCUGCCAGAUGAGCACGCCGAACGAUGCUGCUCAGCUCAAAACACAACUCAACUCACUCAACACGCGCUGGACGAACGUCUGUCAGCGCCUGGACGAGCGCAAGAGGAGGUCUGCAGAAGCUCGCACUACAGCUGCGGAGGUGCAGGAGAACAUGGGCUCCCUCUCAGCCUGGCUGGACAGGGCCGAUGGCGUCCUGGCCGUCCCCCUGCAGCCGGCCGAGCCACAGCACAUCAGGGACACUCUGGGAAAAGUCCAGGGAUGUGUCGAGCAGCUUCCUGCUAAGAAGGCUGCCGUGGAGGAUUUGAACCUGAGGCUGAGGCAGAUAACGCUUCCUGCGGACAAACAUAAAGACCUCAGGAUCAUCAACGGUCGCUGGGCGCAGGUGUCCAAGGCACUGCCUGAGCGCCAGUUGGAGCUUGAAGGUCUGCUGAAGGAGCUUGAGGCGCAUCAUAGUCAGAUGAAUGACUUGUCCGCUUGGGUGUCUGCCACUCGGGCGAAGCUGGAGCAGAACCCCGAUGACCCACCACCCAGACUGGUCGAGGAGGUGAACGCCAAGCAGCCCGAGGUUGACUUUGUUUUGUCACGAGCUGAUCGGCUGUUCAGAGAGAUGCCAUCCGCUCAUCAAGACAAGUUGAAGUAUGAGAAGAUGAAGGAAGACUGGACAGUCAUCAUGGAGUUGCUGCGACAGCACAAGGAGAGAGCCGCACUCUUAGCGUCCAGAAAAGCUCAUGAAGGCCUGACGGCAAGCGCCGCACCUGCAGAGUCUGCAGCUCUUGCUCAGUUUAAUAAAUCGUGGGCGGAGCUCACCGAUUGGCUGACGAUGCUUGAUAACAUGGUCAACAACAAGCGAGUGGUGGUCGCCGAUCUGGACGACAUCAACGAAAACAUCAGCUCGCUGAAGGCGUCUCUGCAGGAGCUUGCCCAGCGCCGCCCCCUCCUGGAACGGCAAGUGACAGCAGCUCAAAACUUGAAAAAUAAAACCAGCAAUCAGGAAACUCGGAACGCCAUCACUGAACGCAUUGACCGUCUCCAGAAUCACUGGGAGGACUGUCAGACCAAAGUCUCGGACAGGAUUAAACAGCUUCACAACAUGCUGCAGGACUCCACUGACUGGUUGGACGCCAAGAAAAGGGUGGAUCCACUCAUCCAGCAGGCCACCGAGAGGCUGGAGUCCCUGCAGGAGAUCACCUACUCGGUCGAGUCCCUAAAAAGACAAAAUAAUGAGCUGAAGCACUUUGCCAAUGAUCUGCAGAAGUGGCAGUACCAGGUGGACGAAACAAACGCCUUGGCAGACAAACUGCUGACACUGUAUGCAGAUGACGACACACACAAGGUCACUCAGGUCAACAACAACAUGAUGAUGACUUGGACUCACAUCAGCACACGUGUUUCAGAUCGGGAGGCGGCUCUGGAGGGGGCCUUGAAGUUGUUACAGCAGUUCUACCUGGACCUGGAGAAGUUUCUCAACUGGCUGACGGAGGCAGAAACAACCUGCAACGUGCUUAUAGACGCCACUAACAAGGACAGACUGCAGGAACAGCCCGAGGCGGCCCGGAGCCUGCUGGCACAGUGGAAGGAGCUCCAGGCGGAGAUUAGCAACCACACGGAGCUGUAUCACUCCCUGGAUGAGAAUGGUCAGAGGAUCGUCUCCUCUCUGGGAGACACUGAAGAUGCAGCUCUGCUCCAGAGACGUCUGGAUAACAUGAGUCAGCGCUGGAACGACCUGCAGAACAAAACCAUGAGCAUGAGGGCCCACUUGGAGUCGGAAAUGGCCCCUUGGAAGCGUCUCCACAUGUCCCUGCAAGAGCUUCUGAACUGGCUGAGACAGAGAAGCGAACAGCUGGAGAAAGAGCCACCAGUCGGCGGCGACGUGCCUGCAGUGCAGUCACAGUUGGACACACACCGAAGCUUCAGGAGGGACCUGAGAGCCAAAGAGCCCGUGGUGAACAAGGCCCUCGACGAUGUGGGAAUCUUCCUGUCCCAGCUGCCAAGAGACACGCCAUCACCCGAGCAGAGAGACAUCAGUCCAGAGGAGCGAGCUCAUAAUGUGGGGCGCAUCCUGCGUAAGGAAGCGGAUGACGUGAUGACCAAAUGGGCCCAGCUCAACAACAGCUCUGCUGACUGGCAGAGGAGACUGGAGCUCGCCCUCGAGCGCUUGAGGGAGCUGCAGGAGGCCGAGGACCUGCUGGAUGGACAACUGAGACGAGCGGAGAUGGCGAAAGAAGCCUGGGAGCCUGUUGGAGACCUGCUAAUUGACUCACUGUCAGAGCACAUUGAGAAAGUCAAGGAGUUUCAGGAAGGCAUUGCUCCAAUUCAGGAGGACGUUUCUCACAUGAACCGGUUGGCGUCCACUUUCGGCCCGCCCGACAUCCAGCUGUCGGCUAGCAACCUGGAGCGAAUUGAAGAUCUGAACACACGAUGGAGACUGCUGCAGAUUUCCAUCACAGAACACCUGAAGCAGCUGACAGAUGCGCACAAAGACUUCCAGGCAGGGUCUGUUGAGAGCCCCUUUGAGCAAGGCAUUUCCCCUAACAACGUGCCAUACUACAUCAAAGAUAACGUUGGACCUGCCGUGAUGACCCAGACUCUCCAUCAAACCCAGACGACAUGCUGGGAUCACCCCAAGAUGGCGGAGCUCUAUCAAUCCCUGGCUGACCUGAACAAUGUUCGAUUCUCUGCCUAUCGAACAGCCAUGAAGCUUCGGCGACUACAGAAGGCCCUGUGCUUGGACCUGCUGAGCAUGCCCACGGCCUGCGAGGUGUUCGAGCAGCACGGCCUGAAGCAGAACGAGCAGCUGCUGGACAUCUCUCAGCUGGUCACAUGUCUGACCAGCCUGUAUCAGCGGCUGGAGCAGACCCACGCCCACCUGGUCAAUGUCCCGCUGAGCGUGGACAUGUGCCUCAACUGGCUGCUCAACGUCUAUGACACGGGACGCACUGGAAAAAUCCGAACUCUGUCAUUCAAGACUGGAAUCAUUUCGCUCUGCAAGGCUCACCUGGAGGAUAAAUACAGAUUUUUGUUCAGGCAGGUUGCCAGUGCGACAGGCUUCUGCGAUCAGCGGCGUCUGGGUCUCCUUCUCCACGACUCCAUUCAGAUCCCGCGACAGCUCGGCGAGGUCGCGUCCUUCGGCGGCUCCAACAUCGAGCCGUCCGUCCGCAGCUGCUUCCAGUUUGCCAACAACAAACCAGAGCUGGAAGCAGCCAUGUUUCUGGACUGGAUGCGGCUGGAGCCUCAGUCAAUGGUGUGGUUACCUGUCCUUCACCGUGUGGCUGCUGCAGAGACGGCCAAGCACCAGGCCAAGUGUAACAUCUGCAAGGAAUGUCCCAUCAUCGGAUUCAGAUAUCGCAGUCUGAAACAUUUCAACUAUGACAUUUGCCAAAGCUGCUUUUUCUCCGGCCGCGUUGCCAAGGGACACAAGAUGCAAUACCCCAUGGUGGAAUACUGCACUCCGACCACAUCAGGGGAGGAUGUCAGGGACUUUGCCAAGGUGCUGAAAAACAAGUUCAGGACCAAGCGCUACUUUGCCAAACACCCACGUAUGGGCUACCUGCCUGUCCAGACCAUCCUGGAGGGAGACAACAUGGAAACUCCAGUCACCCUGAUCAACUUCUGGCCCGUAGACCAUGCACCCGGAUCGUCCCCGCAACUCUCACACGACGACACACACACUCGGAUAGAGCACUACGCCAACAGGUUAGCAGAAAUGGAGAAUCGUAAUGGCUCUUAUCUGAAUGACAGUAUCUCACCCAAUGAGAGCAUUGAUGAUGAGCACAUGUUGAUCCAGCACUACUGCCAGUCUCUGAACCAAGGUUCUCCUCUCAGCCAGCCCCGCAGCCCGGCCCAGAUCCUCAUCUCCAUGGAGACGGAGGAGAAGGGCGAACUGGAGCGUGUCCUCAACGACCUGGAGCAGGAAAACAGGAAGCUCCAGGCCGAGUACGACCGUCUGAAAAAGGCUCAUGACAGGAAAGGUCUGUCUCCGCUGCCGUCGCCCCCGGAGAUGCUGCCGGUGUCGCCUCAGCGAGCGCGGGACGCUGAGCUCAUCGCCGAGGCCAAACUGCUGCGUCAGCACAAAGGGCGCCUGGAGGCUCGGAUGCAGAUCCUGGAGGAUCACAACAAACAGCUGGAGUCGCAACUGCACCGACUGAGGCAGCUGUUGGAGCAGACGGAUUCCAAGGUGAACGGCACAGCUCUGUCCUCUCCAUCCACCUCAUCUCAGCGCUCCGACUCCUCCCUCCCCCUGCUUCGUGUGGCAGCCAGCCAGACUACUGACACCAUGGGUGACGACGAACUGUCCAGCCCUUCCCAGGAUGCAUCAGGACUUGAGGAGGUCAUGGAGCAGCUCAACAAUUCUUUCCCUCACAGCCACGGAGGGAGACGGGGACACCCAUGAGAGGUCCCAGCAUCGGGAGUCUCUUCCACAUGGCCGACGAUCUUGGCCGCGCCAUGGAGUCACUGGUCAACGUGAUGACGGACGAGCAGAGCGCCGACCAGCACGAGGCCCUGCCCUUCUGACCCCACCCAACCCCCCACCCCCGUGUCUCCCUCCCCUCCUAUCGCAUGCUUUUAUAGUCAAAACAACUGGAUUGGAAACACAGUUUACAAAGAGAAUAUAUAACGUCUAUUUUUGUGAGAGAUUGCAGUUCCAGCAUAAAAAGAUACAAAAAAGAUUAUAACGUGUAGAUUUGAGUAGUUUCUUAAGACGUCCUGGACUCGUUUUAUUAAUAAGAGAGGCUGGUUUUUAAACUUCUAUGCAAUUGUAUAAAGAACAUAGUGAGCGGGGCAGAGAGUGUCGAUACAAAUAAGUGUGUUUCGUGUGUUCGUGCCAUCUCUUUGUAGCCGUGAAGACGGGCAGAACAUUUGUACUAGGGUGAUUUCUAAGAGCAACACGUAUUUGUAAUAACAGCGUACUACUUUCAAGGUAAUGCAGGCAUCCUGGAUCUUUGCCGUACGUUGUGUGUGUGUGUGUGCGUGUGCUGAGCGUUGGUGUGCGAAUCUGAAGGUAUCAUUUACCGUGUUUUUAAAUCCUUCCAUGUCAUCAUCUUCAUCUUCCUAAAACAUUUGGGCCUUUUCCCAGUGAAGGAAUAUUGUCUCCUGACAAUGUUCUGAGGCAUCCAAACAAUGGUACGCGAGAAUAUACCAUACAUUCGACUGGCAGUUUGCUUCUCUUUCUUUGUCUUGGAUAAACACCUGCUUAUUAGCAUGGCUGUAGCAUGUUGGUCAGCCUGGAGGGUCUGGACUAUCUAAUAUUGCACUUCUAAGAAUUGAACUGUUGAAGGGAGUCAAACUUUUAGAAUACAUUUCCUGUCUGGUUUCCCACAGUUUUAUACAGUUUUUCCCAGAAGUUUAGGCAAUGUGGAUCCAUUCAUCCUUUCAAACACUAUUAUUAUUAUUAUGAUUAUUAUUGUUAUUAUCAUCAUUACUAUUUUUCUAAUCAUGGUUCCUCAAAAACCAAACUGCUUAGUCAUCAUUGCUAAUGCGAAUUCAUUCAGUUGACUCGCCUUAAUGCUAAUCUGUUCAAGGUAGAUGUGUUUCUCAUUUACAAUAUUGGACAUGAUGUUCAGUUUCACGACAAAUAUCUCUUUGCUUUCAAACAAAUGUGAGUUUUUUUGACCGCCAUUUGUGCUCUAAAGAAACUGAAAAAUCCCAUAAGUUACUUUUUAGGCCUCACUGUAUGCUGUCAGGUGCAAGACUGAGACAUGGCUGCACUGAAACGCAAUAUUCUGGUUGGCUCAAGAUGAAUGUAUGAAUGAAUGACCCUCCCCUUACGUGAUCCAGAGGAAAACAGGAAUGCUCUGCUCUUGUUCGUUUUGUGUUCAGGCUGCUGAGAUCCAGUAUUUCAAUGAGUUUGUGAGAAGUUCAGAUCUUUGUGGACUGUUGCACUGGAACAUUUUUGAGGGUUACUUUUACAUGACGAAUUGUAGGAUGGUCCUUGAAGAAUGUAAGGUACAUGCUACAAUUAAAAAUCAAAAAUUUUGACAAAGGCAUUUUCAUUUACACGACAAAUAGCUACUUGGCCAAGAAAAAAAACGACACCUUCUUCUGCUCCAACAUGGUCAUUUGAGCUGAAUGUUUUAUCAGGCGUCGAUAUUGGAGCGUUUCUAUGACUCCUGAACUCAAAUACAUGUGCACUACUGUCAUACCUGGAAUAUUGUUUUGAGUGUCUUUUUAGAGUGUAUCAUUUUGUGUGCGGUUGAACUGUUAUAUCAUGUGUGACACGAGUGAAACUCCAAAUUGAGAUAUGACAAGUCAGUAUCGGGUGGUUCACAUUGGUCACCUCAUCCCUGCGGAGUGAUUCGCCAGGUUUCUGUUCAGACACUGAAUUUUAAUUUUAUUGUUUGUCAUUCUGGCAUCCCCCUCGACCCCCUCGACAUAUCAGAGUCCACCAAAUAUAUGCCUUACUACUGUAUUAUAAAAUGCUUUACUGUAUAUCAAUAAAGCACGCAGUUAUGUUCUGAUAA